Drosophila pseudoobscura is the source of this 1474-nucleotide messenger RNA. RefSeq names its product serine/threonine-protein kinase 16. Gene Ontology annotation, cellular component: cytoplasm; Golgi apparatus. The coding region runs from base 330 to 1286 and encodes 318 amino acids. Gene Ontology annotation, molecular function: ATP binding; protein serine/threonine kinase activity. The record is from RefSeq and is a predicted model, not a curated record. NCBI's taxonomy places the organism in Eukaryota, Metazoa, Arthropoda, Insecta, Diptera, Drosophilidae. The transcript is spliced from 4 exons. Gene Ontology annotation, biological process: protein phosphorylation.
AAACAGCUGCAAAGCGCGAAUAGGUUUUCUGGUUAUGCGUUUGCAUAUUCAUGAUUUUAGAAAACUAUAAUUAAUCAUCCUCAAAGAAGCUAUUUAUUAAAGAAAAUACAAACAAUUCUACCAAAAGCAAUACUGCUCAGCUUUAAGUCAUACAAAUCAUAACCAGAAAACACAAAGAACCUUAAAUCUAGUUCACAAUCAUUGAUUAUAGGGAACAUUGCCACGCAUAAACAUGUUAAUAGCUCCGAACUGUUUUAUUAGGUUUUGUAUAUGAAUUAAACUAGUUGUUAAGCUUAAAAUUAUCAAGUAAAUAGUGUAAUAGAGACAAAAUGCAAAGCAUUGGUUGGACCCUGAUUAUGAAACGUGGCUGCUUUUGCAGAAAAGAGACGCUCAACAUCAAUGGCUCACGAUAUACGAUUCGCGAAAGGCUGGCCCAAGGGGGCUUCAGUCUAAUAGACCUUGGGGAGAAUCCCGCCACCCGACGGAGCUACGCGAUAAAGCGCAUCACCUGCCACAGCAUCGACGACCAGAACAUUGCUCUGCGGGAAAUUGAAAAUUGUAGAAAAAUCGACUCGGAAAAUGUGAUCCGGGUCGUUGAUUACGAGCUAAAGGGUCAGGCAGAUAUCGUCAUCAAUACAACGAGCACAUUGUACAUUGUGCUGCCGUACUACAAGCAUGGCGCACUCUUGGAUCAUCUGCAGUUGCGGGCAAGAAAGCAAGACCACAUGCCGGAGGCACAGAUCGUGCAAAUCUUUUUGGGCGUCUGCGAGGGUGUCAAAGCCAUCCAUGAAGCUAAGCCUGUGCCCCUGGCCCAUCGUGAUCUGAAAACAGCCAAUAUAUGCUUAUCGGAUUCGUUUGAGCCCAUUAUAGUGGAUCUGGGCUCCAUGACGGAGGCACGCUUGCAGAUUGUUAGCCAAUCGGAUGCCCAGCGGCUGCAGGAUGAGGCCGAGGAGCGCAGCUCAAUUGUGUAUCGAGCCCCGGAGUUGUUUUCCGUGAAAAGCUACUGCACCAUUGACGAAAGAACGGAUAUAUGGAGUCUUGGUUGUGUGCUGUAUGCCAUGUGCUACUUCAACUCACCAUUCGAUCCCAUCUAUGAGCGUGGUGACAGCGUUGCCUUGGCCGUACUCAGCGGCAAUAUAAACAUUCCCGAGGAUUCCAUUUAUACAGAGGACAUGCAUGAUCUGAUAAACUAUAUGCUGCGCACGGAUCCCAUGGAGCGGCCGUUCAUCUACAGCGUCAUCGAACGCACUCACGAUCUGAUACAGAAACUAGAGGGUCGCGUAUAGCUUCUCUGUUGCUCAUUUAACACACACCAAACCACCACAUCGAUUCCAACUCGUCUAUAGAACCCUUUCUUGUAUACAGUAACCGAACCCUAACACACCGCUAAAUGUUUUUUGACUACGUAUUAUUGUAAAAUACUUGUAAAAGUGCAGAGAUUUUUGUGAACUUAUAUAUAUUUACUAACUCGAAA